This is a messenger RNA of Pangasianodon hypophthalmus (striped catfish), 4405 nucleotides long. It is a transcript of the gene pth2ra, whose product is annotated as parathyroid hormone 2 receptor a. Gene Ontology annotation, biological process: adenylate cyclase-modulating G protein-coupled receptor signaling pathway; cell surface receptor signaling pathway. The coding region runs from base 404 to 2032 and encodes 542 amino acids. Gene Ontology annotation, molecular function: G protein-coupled peptide receptor activity; parathyroid hormone receptor activity; peptide hormone binding. The transcript has 13 exons. The record is from RefSeq and is a predicted model, not a curated record. NCBI's taxonomy places the organism in Eukaryota, Metazoa, Chordata, Actinopteri, Siluriformes, Pangasiidae. Gene Ontology annotation, cellular component: plasma membrane.
GCAAGGCUCCAGUACCGGCGCGGCUCACGGACGCGCGCGCACACGGACUGGGACGUGACGCUGGAGGAAGUCGCGUAACACAGCUCAUCUAGACUUCCCUAAGACUCCUGUAAGCGGCUACCUUUACCAGCGGGAGGCGAAGACACACAUACAGCCGUCACAAUUUUCACUCCCCGAUUUGCGGAUCUCCACUUUAAUUUCCUGGGGAAGAAAGUGAACGAGCGCGCGCCACUUCAGUGCUGGUGGAGGAGUGACGGGUGGCAUCACGGGGAAUGGAAGUGAUGUCUGUACCUGCAUGUGUUAUAUGUGUGGGACGUGGGCUUUGGGGAAAGGGAAUUUACUCCUAACAUCACAGAGACUGGCGCUCUGAGCUAUUUCUCAGCUAUUUCUGCCAACUGGCAACAUGAAACACACACUUUGGUGGAACUUGGCCAGAUUUACUGUGUUCUGGAGACUGGUACACACACAGGCUGGUCCAGAUGGGGAGAUCACAGCUGAGGAGCAAGUGCAGAUGCUCCUGGAUGCCAAACUUCAGUGCCUCCACACUGUCUCUACACAUGACCUGGCAGUGGACGUGUGCCCUCCAGAAUGGGAUGGUUUAAUCUGUUGGCCGCAAGGUUCCCCUGGAUUUCUGACUAAAGUACCCUGUCCCAGAUACAUCUAUGAUUUCAACCAUGCAGGCUAUGCCUACAGGAGGUGUGAAUCCAACAGUUCCUGGGUGCUUGGAGAGGGCUUGAAUAAGACAUGGGUCAAUUACACAGAGUGUAUAAAAUCUUCUGGGCCCAACAGAGAGCGACAGGUAUUUUUUGAGAGGCUUCACAUCAUGUACACUGUGGGGUAUGCAGUGUCCUUUGGGUCUCUUCUGGUGGCCAUCCUCAUCAUUGGAUAUUUUAGGCGCCUGCAUUGCACAAGGAACUACAUCCACAUGCACCUGUUUGUGUCCUUCAUACUACGUGCUAUAAGCAUCUUCGUAAAAGACCGGGUGGUGCACACCAGUGCUGGCCUCCAGGAGUUUGAUGCUGUGCUCAUGAAUAACCUCACAAACACGGUGGAUGUGGCACCAGUGAACACCUCUCAGUAUAUAGGUUGUAAGGUGACAGUCCUUCUGUUCAUCUAUUUUCUGGCAACAAACUACUACUGGAUCCUUGUGGAAGGCUUAUACCUGCACAGCCUCAUUUUCAUGGCCUUCCUGUCAGACACUAAGUACCUGUGGGGCUUCACUCUGAUCGGAUGGGGUGUACCUGCCCUCUUUGUGUCAGCCUGGGCAAUCGUAAGGGCAACAGUGGCAGAUUCCAGAUGCUGGGAGCUAAGCGCAGGCAACAUCAAAUGGAUCUAUCAAGUCCCUAUCCUGACAGCCAUUGGGCUAAACUUUAUCCUAUUUGUGAAUAUUGUUCGGGUGCUGGCAACCAAGAUCCGGGAGACCAACGCAGGCAGAUAUGACACAAGAAAACAGUACAGGAAGCUGGCUAAAUCCACUCUGGUGUUGGUGUUUGUUUUUGGUGUACACUACAUCGUGUUUGUGGGGAUGCCACAUACCUUCAAGGGACUCGGCUGGGAAGUGCGUAUGUACUGCGAGCUCUUCUUCAACUCUUUCCAGGGUUUCUUUGUGUCCAUAAUCUACUGUUACUGCAAUGGAGAGGUCCAGACAGAAAUCAAAAAGACCUGGAUGCGCUGGAACCUGGCCUUUGACUGGAAGGGUCCAGUAGUGUGUGGCACUUACCGCUACGGCUCAGUGCCAACGGGCCUCAACAACAGCACCAGCAGCCAGUCACACCUGGCCACAGGAGCACCUGGUACACGCUCCACCACUCUCUUCUCCAGUCGCAUAUACCGCAGCACUGGAGCCCCCUCCAUUAGUGCCCACAUGGCCCUGCCAGGCUAUGUGCUUAGCAACUCGGACGCUGACAGCCUACCACCAUCCAUUCCUGAAGAGUCAGAGGACAGUGCAAAGCAGGUGGAUGACAUUCUGCUGAAAGAGUCACUGCCUGCACUUCCCAGUAGCGGCCCUGAAGAUGAUGAAGAGACUUUGUAGAUAACAAUAUCUGGACCUGUGACAUAAUAUUGAAACAUUUCACAACCCAUCUAAUGAGAGGACAUUAUACCACAAGCCACAUCACCUUAGUUUACUACUGCUACACAUUUAAAAUAAGCUGGAUGACUGAAAACCUUCAUAGACAUGUAUAUGAUAAGGAGGAACUACUCCUUAUCUACUGCACAAUCAUCAUGGUAUUCUUGAGAUUGCUAAAAUGCAUGAGAAAUAAGGGUGAAAACCAACUGGAACCAACUUACACUCUUUUAAGACAAACUGUGAUCUGUUGUCACAUAGCUGACUUGUUGUUGUUGUUUUUUUAUAAAGCACCCACUCUAAUAAAUGGAGUUUGGGAGAAAGACCAUGCCUGAACCACUACAGUACCUUCUUCUUAGUGAACUUCCUUCAAAAAAGUUUCUUUUCCUCUAGUGAUGAAGUUUCUGCAUGGGGCUUCGCACAGACUGGACCACUUCAUCAGCCCCUUUCACAACCCAUACGACACCAUCUAACACAUGGAUCACAGAAAUCAGGUUUUGUGAAACCCCUCCUGAGUCAGGGAAGCCUUCAACCCAUAUGAGUUAUCCUUCAUCAUCCUUGCCCUUUGGUGAUUUGAAUAUACAGGCAGAGUCAUUCAAAAACACUGAUAAUUGAUCAGUUUUUUCAGAGUCAGUAAGAACAUCCCAAUUUGGGACCCUAAUGCCAUUCCUUUGCUACUACUAAUUCAAGUUUCAUCUUUCCCUAUUCCACUUUCAAAUAAAUGAUAAAUUAUUCAUGUUUAUUGACAAGGCAGUGAAAUUCUCCAAAAUUGUGAAUUCUUCACAGUGAAUAUAUCUUUAAUUCUAUUCAACUAAAAAUCAGAAAUUAUCUUUAUAAAUGUGCGUGUGUGUAUACUGUAUAUAUAAAAGGAGAGAAGGCUCCGUUAUACUAUAAGUAACACUUUGCUUAAGAGUGGUGUUCAUAAGGCUAUGUGACACCUGCAUUAGCCCUUCAUAUCAAUGGACAAACCUACAGAAAAAUUAAUUCAUAAAGGUUUUUUCCCAAAUGUCAGCCCUUAUAAAGACUGCUUUCUUCAGUUUAAAAGUCAACUGACAGAUUUUUGUCAGGGCUUAUAUAGGUGUCAUGUAGCCUAAUGAACACUAGCCUUAAGUAUUAGUGACAGCCAAAAAUAUAAAUUCAUCUAAUAAUGUUCUUUAUAAGAGCUGAAUUUUUUUUUUAGGUUUUGUCUCAUACUGAAUUUGGACUCACAUGUAUCCAGAGUAUUUUGAACGUAUUUGAAAAGACAACUUAUUUAAAACUUAGUGUAAGUAUUUUAUGUUAUUAUGUUUUAAUUUUGUUUUUUUAAGCUAUGGGCUAUGGCUGUGUGCCUCAGCAAGCUUGGAGGAGAAUGUUAUUAAUUCAUAGGGUUUAGCAUUCAGUGAUGAUUGAUCUUGGUUGUGUUCCGAAAUAGAUGUGAGCAGAUGAAUUGCUAUGGACCCUGGAGUGCUAGUACAUGAGCACAACAAUGCUGAAUCAACUUCUGUAGUUCUCUGUUCUGCAAACUGCUCUCCCAGAUGUUCCACUCACUCUAGAGCAAUUUCAGAUAUGUCAAACUAAAAUGCGAGUGACUAUCUUAAAAAUAGAGAUUCCUUUCAUAUUUAUUAUAUACAAUCUCAACCAAUCACAGCAGUUUCAGGAUUGCAGAUUGGUGAGACUUUGCAUCAGUGAACUCAGCUGAAAAGUGCAGCUAAGUGCAGCUUUUCUUGCCACUUUGUAUGAAAUACAAAAAAUAAAAAUAAAAAAUCACCUACCAUCCUUUCAGUUUACUUAUACUAGUCGUGUACUGCAGACAAUCACUAUACCUGUAUAAAGUAUUACACAAGGGCUAAGGACAGCUAUGGGCUGAACUGACUAAAUAUUAAUUAAUUCAUUCAUCUUCAGUAAGCACCUAUCCCAGGAACACUAGGUGUGACACAGGAAUACACCCUGGAUAGGACUUUAGUCCAUCGCAGGGCACCAUGCACACUCAAAUUCACACACUCAUUCACACUUAGAGUAAUUUAGAGUAGCCAGUCUGCCUCCUGUCUUGGGAUGGUGGGCGAACAUAGAGAAAAACCCAUGCUGGGACACUGGGAGAACAUGCACAGAAACUCUGUUAACUGAGUUCAUGAUGAAACCAUGGAACUGUGAGGUGUCAAUGCUACCCGCUACUCACUGACUAAAUAGCCAUAAAUAUUUAGAAUCAGAGAAGUCAUGUUCUUGGUGUAAUGUUUCUUUUUUGUACAUGCCAAAGGUCUUGGUUACUCGGCAUAUAUAAUUGCUUUGAUCUAUUGUGUAGAAGCAUGUACUAAAUGCUGAUCAUAAUGUGGUUACAGAUUAUUUCCUAUAUAAAUUUAAAAA